CGCGUUUAGCUAGAGGCAGGUUGUAAGGGCGCUUUUUUGCAAUAGCAGAAUGCAUGUCGAUAGACGUCAUUUGGUUUUAAUGGCCUACAGGAAAUUUGGCAUUACAACCCGAGACAUUAGCAGAGAGAGGACCGGGAAAAAAACGUUUGAAACCCGUAUGAAAAGUAUUCAAGGAGAACUGCGUUUCAACAUAUUUUUUUAUUGACAGUUUAUCAACAAGUUAUAGGCUACUGCGCUUUUAUUAUAGUGUGGGACAUAGGGAGCGAGUCUUGCUUUACUUAUUCAGCUAGGCUAGAUAAUGGAAAUGUAUGCCUUGCUCUAAAUGCCUGGGGAAAUAUUACAUCAGACGAAAUGACAAUGAUUAAAAUCUGCUUUUUUUCCUGCUCUAAAUCUAUUGAGCGACGUGACACUUGCCUUAUACUGAACAGCAUUUAACUAGCCUAUUACCCCUGCAAACCAUAACUUUCAACCGUUAAGGGUACUGGUAUAUAUUUUUUUUUACUUUUGACGAAAUUAAUUGAAAAUAUAACGAUUCUUAUUUGUAUGUAGUCGUAAUUUUAAGAACAGAGACUGUAGCGUUUUCGUUUGAAAAAUUGCCUGGGCGCGAGUGGAGUUGAGCUAAUUGUAGCCUAAUCCUUGCCCCAGAGGCGUUUGGGCAGCCCGGAGCAAGAAUUCUUUUUUAGCUCUACUGUUAUUUAGAGACGGAUUAUUGGCUUUCUUCUUCUCAUAACAGACCGGCAGUUUCAUUAAAGCAAAAGACAGUCGAGAAGCUGAAAUACGAAGGAGGAUUUUAACAACAGGAAUUUGAAGUGUAUACAAAUAAGAGCAUAGAGGGGGAAGGAGAUUUCUCAUAUGUACAAGAAAAUAGAGGCCUAUUUUUGUUUCGAGCUAACGUCUUCGAUGCUUAAAUAUUUUCACACCGCCAAUUUUCUCCCAAUGAGUCCGGAAGGAAGAAGCAUGUCACGCCUGUCUUUGACCCGGUCCCCGGUUUCCCCUUUGGCCGCACAAGGAAUUCCUCUACCGGCUCAACUGACUAAGGCAAAUGCUCCGGUACACAUUGACGUCGGCGGACACAUGUACACCAGUAGCCUGGCUACUCUGACAAAGUAUCCAGAUUCCAGAAUCAGCCGUCUGUUUAAUGGCACCGAGCCCAUCGUCUUGGACAGCUUGAAGCAGCACUACUUCAUCGACCGGGAUGGGGAGAUAUUCCGGUACAUUCUCAGCUUUCUCAGGACCAGCAAACUGCUCCUCCCGGACGACUUCAAGGACUUCCACCUGCUGUACGAGGAGGCCCGGUACUACCAGCUGACACCCAUGAUCAAGGAGCUGGAGCGCUGGAAACAGGAUCGAGAGCAACGAAGGAUGGCCCAGCCCUGCGACUGCCUGGUGGUCCGGGUGACCCCCGACCUGGGCGAAAGGAUCGCCCUCAGCGGAGAGAAGGUCCUCAUCGAGGAGAUCUUCCCAGAGACUGGAGACGUCAUGUGCAACUCGGUCAAUGCCGGCUGGAACCAGGACCCCACGCACGUCAUCCGCUUCCCCCUCAACGGAUACUGCCGGCUCAAUUCCGUGCAGGUGCUUGAGCGUCUGUUCCAGAAGGGUUUCAGCGUGGCCGCGUCCUGUGGAGGCGGCGUGGACUCCUCCCAGUUCAGCGAGUACGUCCUGUGCCGCGAGGACCGGCGGAGUAUGUCCAUCAACACCCCCAUCAGGAUAAAACAAGAGCCUCUGGACUAGAGCACUCUGGGCGGAUGGACUAGCUACGAGGGGCUCUUCCACCUCACCAUCAGGACAGAUCCCAACCCUUGCCCACCCCCCAAGCCCUCUUCCACUCACCCCCACCCACUAUUACCCCCCACCCCUCAAGACAUCAGUCCAGCCAGAAACACCUAAGUAUUAGCAGAGGCUUGGUACAUUUUCCAGCUCUGCGGAACUCAGCGCUCUAAGGGGAAUGUAGUAUCAAACAAAGAAGAAGAAGAAAAAAGAAAAGAACAAACAAAAAACAAAAGUGUUUGAUUCUGUUUAAUAACACCCAAAGAAUAUGGGACAAUGACGAACAAAGGACUGACAGAAAGCAUCUCUCUCUCCCUAUCUCUCCUUCCCUCUGACCGUUAUAGCACCGUGACCAGUCACUUUUUUUUCCUCUCUUGUGGCUUUCUGACCUCCAGUAAAAUGGUGUGUUCCCCCCCACCCUCUCCCAGCCCAUCCACCCCCUCAGCGCAGAGCCCGGCAAGGUGUCAUCCUGUCCUGCAUCUGUUGUGUCUGCCACACAUGUUGUGUCUGCCACACAUGUUGGGUCUGCCACACAUGUUGUGUCUGCCAAUGUGGCAGGUCUCAGCUAAGGAGCAUGACCUAACAGAGGUACUCUCCAAGGGUUGAUAGCCAGGAAAGAGGACUUGAGGAUGUCAGACCAUCACACAGACCUCUUCAACACACUGAUUUCCGUUUCCCCUCAAACCAGCCAACCAGCAGACCUUGGUCGCAAGAGCCUAGCCAAAACAAGUAUUGUUUUCCAAGAAUGAUUGGUCGAAGAUUUUACUCACUGUUGUUUAUGACAACUGACUCUUGCUCCUUUUUGCUGUUUCUAUCACAACAUGAUGUAAACAAAUUAUUAAUAGGGUUAUUCUGUGUGUGUCUUUUUCUCUCCUAUAUGAAGGAUGUAUAAACGUGUUCAGAAGUCUUUAUGUUGGAGCGUUUGAGAGGAAGGGUUUUCUUGGGACAAUGUCUCCAUGCCUCAAUACGUGGCUAAAGCAGUCUGGCUGCGAAUGCAUUCAGAGCUGGAGAAGGUCUCGUUGUUUAAACAGGGCUACAAGGGAACCUAGAAACAAAUAUAAUCUAUCACACAAAAAAUUUGCUUUGGCAUUGGCCUAAUUAGCUGUAAAACAUAUCUUAGAAACUUCCAUGAAAUUUAAGAGUAAAGACUAGGAUGUUUGCAGCAAAAAUAAAUAGGAAUUAGAAAUUAGAAAAUUCGGAAAAAGUAUAUCAAGGGGAAGUUGUCUAUGAAGGCUCUGAAUGUGUUUCAGGUUUGUUACUGCCAGAAUGUUCAUGACUUGAGAACCAACUUAGAAAGCAUCGUUUUCCAGUAUGUCUCCAUGAUUGUGAGGAGGUGUACUCUAAAUGCUUGAGAUCUUUUGUUUGCACUUAAAACACGUUGUCCACAGAACUGUUCACGGUACCCCUCUGUUGACGUAGCGAUGGUUGCCAAAUCAACCAUUUGUCUUGAAAGUUUUUGUGAGCACAUGGAAUCUUAUAAAGAGAAAAGUGGCCAAAAGAGAUAGCUAACUUUGUUGUCAAAGCAAAUCAGGUGCCUAUUCGUUGAUUGUACAAAGUACAAAAAAAAAAUAUUGUUUUCACAAUUGCUGUUUGUCUUAUUCAGAAGUAAAUUAUUUCAGUUGACUUCAGCCCUGAAAGGCUACAAAAUAUGCAUAGUCACAAUGCAAUUGAAGAAUUAAAAAACAUAUAUGAUGA
Molecule: messenger RNA, 3462 nt
Organism: Hypomesus transpacificus
Lineage: Eukaryota; Metazoa; Chordata; Actinopteri; Osmeriformes; Osmeridae
Product: BTB/POZ domain-containing protein kctd15
Exons: 6
Coding region: 853-1731 (292 amino acids)
Biological process (GO): protein homooligomerization
Molecular function (GO): protein binding
Source: RefSeq, a predicted model, not a curated record